Messenger RNA from Nannizzia gypsea CBS 118893, 1497 nucleotides. RefSeq names its product rhomboid family membrane protein. The coding region runs from base 1 to 1497 and encodes 498 amino acids. The record is from RefSeq and is a predicted model, not a curated record. Gene Ontology annotation, biological process: proteolysis. The transcript is spliced from 3 exons. Gene Ontology annotation, cellular component: membrane. NCBI's taxonomy places the organism in Eukaryota, Fungi, Ascomycota, Eurotiomycetes, Onygenales, Arthrodermataceae. Gene Ontology annotation, molecular function: serine-type endopeptidase activity.
AUGGCUGCCAACGAGUACUACAGCAACAACUACUCGCAAAAGCCCCAUCCACCGAUACCUCACGAUAAUGACAAUAACGGUGACCCAUGGAGUCAUCAGCAGGCCUCUUCGCCUACUGCGACGCCGGGCGGAUAUGGUCACAACUAUGACAACGGCAGCAGAUACGGCCACUACCACUCGAAUUCAGACAACGAUAUGGGGGAUAGCCGGAUGGGCCAUAACAACGACUACUACUCAGAAGAUAUCCCCCUCAAGCCAAAUGCUGCUAACAACAGCAAGCCCGACUGGGCAGACGACACGAGAUACCAUCCGUCUUCGCACGACUUGCCGACCGAGCCUUUGAAUCUCAGUGAUCCCGUCAGACGGCCGUCUCGAAGGAGGAAGCAGGGAUACUUUGCAAAGAAGAUUGCCUGGGUUACCUAUAUAACAUCACUGGUGCAGAUAGUCGUAUUUAUCGUCGAGCUUGUUAGAAAUGCCCAGUUAACAGGAUCUCCCAUCAUGACAAAACCCUCCUUCAACCCUAUGAUCGGUCCAUCACCCUACGUCCAGAUAAAUCUAGGAGCUAGAUUCGUUCCUUGCAUGCGUAAUGUGGAUAAACUCCAAAACAGUCCCGAUCCCGUCGUCUUUCCUUGUCCAAAUACGACCACCACGGAGCCCAAAUGUAGGCUCUCCGAGCUCUGCGGAUUCGACGGUGUACCUGAUCCGAAACCAGGUGGGAGCCUCGACGACAAGCCUGAACCAAACCAGUGGUUCCGUUUCAUUGUACCAAUGUUCCUCCAUGCCGGUCUCGUACACAUCGGUUUCAACCUUUUUGCCCAGCUAAGUAUUGGCGCUGAUAUGGAGAGGGCUAUUGGCUGGUGGAGAUACGCGAUCGUCUAUUUCUCCAGCGGGAUAUUCGGCUUUGUGCUAGGCGGAAACUUUGCAGCUCCUGCCAUCGCGUCCACCGGAGCAUCUGGCUGCCUCUUUGGCAUCUUCGCUCUCUGUGUCCUUGACCUCUUCUACACUUGGGGCAAGAAGCAGAGACCAUGGGUUGACCUAAUGUUCAUGCUAAUCACGGUAGCAAUCUCAUUUGUCUUGGGUCUGCUCCCGGGCCUGGACAACUUUUCUCAUAUCGGCGGCUUCCUUACCGGUUUGGUACUAGGAAUCUGUAUCCUUCGGUCACCAGACACCUUGCGAGAACGUAUCGGAGUCAAGACUCCCUACGUCUCUAUGGGCGGUAACGUGGGAGCCGAUGAAGAUCAAAAGAAGUUCUACAAGCAACCAGUCAGCUUUUUCCAGGGCCGUAAACCACUGUGGUGGGGAUGGUGGCUACUCAGAGCUGGCGCCUUGAUAGGCAUAAUCGUUUCUUUUAUCGUCCUUAUCAACAACUUCUACAAGUACCGUACCACAUGUUCAUGGUGCAAGUACUUGUCAUGCUUGCCCAUUAGCAACUGGUGUGAGAUUGGCGACUUUACGACCACACCAAUCUCAAAGAACACACGAAAUUUUCCGUUUUAG